Molecule: messenger RNA, 1353 nt
Organism: Racocetra fulgida
Lineage: Eukaryota; Fungi; Glomeromycota; Glomeromycetes; Diversisporales; Gigasporaceae
Source: the annotation of a GenBank genome assembly
AUGGACGCGAAACGAGAAAGAGAAGUUGCUGUCAAAGCCGUACUUAAAAGUGAAUGUAACAAUUAUCUUUAUGAGUACCUAAUUCUAAGAAGGGAACAAGAUUCUUUCAUAGAAACUUCUCAAUCUGAGCAUGCUAGAUAUUUGGCUGAGCUAACUGAGCAACAAAAUUUUAAUGAACGCGCACAGCUCGCCUUAAAUGCAUUCGAGCAAGGGCAUCCGCUGGUUUGUUCUUGUGAUGAUCCGCUGGUUUCGGGUAAUGUCAAGCAAGACUUUGACAAGCAAAAGUAUCCGCUGGUUUACUUUUGUGAUGAUCCGCUGGUUUCGUCAAAUGAAGUAGCUGAAGAAGUAAAACAAAGAAAAGAGGAGGAAAAUGCAGUUCGAUCUGCUUCGUUGGGGCACCUCAGCAUAUUCGGGAAAACGCUUACUCAAUAUGCAAAUACGCAGGAAGCAUCGACUAAAGAUAUGAAUUUAUCAACUAAUCAUCGUAAGCGAGGAAUUGAGGUUGUGAUUGAUAACGAAGAAAAUGGUUCAAAUAAAAAGGAAAAAGAAAACACCGAGAAUGAUUCUGAUAAUAAUGAGAAUUUGCCAUCAAGAAACAAUAACGAAAAUUCUUCCUCGGGGUUUGAAAAUGAAGAAAUCAAUUUUGAUUUAACCAACAUUUCGAAAGAAUUGAAUCGUGAACCAACAGUUGAAGUAUCAUCAAUUAUAGUGCUCUGUUGGCCAUGUCCAUAUUCCAAUUUCACAAACCAAGAAUGGAAAAAAAUUACAAAAACCAAUCCUUACACUUUGCAAGAAUCGCCAUUACCACCAGAAAUUUCAUUAUCUCUUCGAGAGACAGCUAGUAGACGUUUGAUUGAUGGAGAUGUUUUCAUGAAUAGUAGUGAAUCAGAAUUAAUAAAUGACGUACCAAUUCUAAACUCCGAGUUUAAACCAUUGGGUUGUACUCCAUUGCAAGAGAAGAUGGACCGAUUGAAAGUUCAACUAAAGGCUCGGAAAUCGAUUAAUCAACAAUUGCAAAGAAAAGGAGGUCCAGGCGAGGCAGUUAUGUUUUUAAACAUUGGUAACUCAAUGGAAUCGUUUUUUAUGGAUUUGAAAUGUGAUGGGCUAUACCGCUCCUGGCCAUUUCUUACAACCAAACUGGUGGUUGACAAGUCUACAAUUCCAUUAGCAGAGUUUGCAAUUAGUCAUUUGAUGGCUUUGGAAGUAUUUGUUUACAAAUUUCACAAUCUUUACUUAUUUUGUAAUGAGCAGGAACGCGUUGAAAAAAUUGCCAAAGAUUUUAAAUACCGAAGUAGUCAAUUUACGCCCCCAGCACAAAUGUCUUACAUACGCGAAUUUCCGGAUACACCACAA